UUUCGCUUCGGCUUCGAAUUCGCACCGCCGCCCCCACCGCGUAACGCUUUCGCCUAUUCCAACGCCAGCGCGGACGCCUCCGUUCAUUUCGCAUUAUCGCUGGAAAGCGGAGGAGCUCUCAUGGUGGUUGGUGUGAUGGAUGAAAACCAAGAGGCCUGCCCUCCUCCUUGGGUUAGGGUUCCUUGAGGUCGAUGUCUCCUUCAUGUCGGAGCGCGAUGGAAGGACUGACUGAGGCCGUCGUCUUCGUCGUCGGGAGAUGGGAUGUGCGAGUUCCAAGGCGGAGGAGCAGUCAGAGUUGAUCGCACUUUGCCGUGAGCGGUUGGAGCUCAUUCGCGCGGCCAGGGACCGCCGUCACGACCUCGCCCGCGCCCACCUCGCCUACUUCCGGGAACUCGCCGCCGUCGGAAACGCGUUGCAUCGCUUCGUACGGGAGGAGCUGGCGCCGGCCUCCCUGCCAUCGGGCUCUCCUGUCCUCAUCCUUCCCCCCGGGGACGGCAAGGGGAAGCCGCGUUCGGGCCCUCUAGCCGCUGCCGCCUCCGUUUCCUCAUCGGCGACGUCGCUCUCGCAUUCUAUCUCGCUGGAGGAUUCCCACCUUCCGCUUUCCUCCGGGUCGGGGUCGAGAAACGGCGAAGAAAGUGAUGCGGGAGGGAAGACCGAGAACAGAGGCGGCGUUGAUGAUGCUAAACAACAGGAGCUGCCUUCCUCCAACCUUCGUGACUUCUCUCACAGUCCUAGUUCUUCCUACAUGAGGUCAUCCACGGCGAUCCCCACGUUGAUAUACGAGGAUCCAUUUGCUCCGAUUUGGACGAAUUCUUCACACAAUGAAUAUGGAUAUGGAUUUGACUAUCCUUCCUAUGGUUUUCCAAUAGGAUCUCCGUCUCAUGGCAGAGAGGCUAUGAUGACUGGUACAUCCGUGCCUCAAGUCGACCCUGGUACUCCUCCUCCUCCAGCUCCGGAAUCCUCUGUUUGGGACUUCUUUGAUCCCUUCGUUUCCUAUGAGGAGUUCAUGCCCGAUUAUUCCGGAGGAAAGCUUGGCGUACGCUCCUCUGUUAGCAGUCCUGACUUAAUGGAGUUGCGGAAGCAGGAAGGUAUUCCUGAUCUUGAGGAGGUAGCAGAGGUGGAACCUAUGAAAUUGACAAAUAAAAAGAAAGGAGAUGAUGAUUCAGGAGUAAGAACAACAGUUGGAAACUCAAAUUUAUUUUCUACUCAAGCAAUGGGACAGAAGGAUGAGAAGGCUGCACAAAUCGGGUUGGCAGAUAAAGAAAAAAGUUCAGCAAACAGUAAAGUGAAAAGCAAUGACGGCGAUGAAGGAUCUAGUAGGAACAAGAACACGGUGACGUAUAAGGGUAGCUCAUAUUUGACAGACGAGAGUGGGCCUAGUGGUGACAAAUCCUUGUCUGCACGAAGUGAUGCACAGACACUGAUGUUCCAGGGUCCGAGGGAUAUGAUGGAGGUUGUGAAAGAGAUUAAGGAUCAUUUCUCGUCAGCUACUGAUUGUGGUGAAGAAGUAUCAACGACCCUCGAGGUGGACAAGUUGCCAUACCGGCCACGAAGCAGAAGGCAUAGAGUCAUUUCCAGGUUCUUUUGUCCCAUGACUCUACGUGUAUUGAUUCAUUCACAUCCUUUCAAGCGGUCAAAACAUUCAAUUGUAAGUACAAAGCAAAAGGCUAGCAAUUCAAAUAACCAUGUGGCUGGAAUAUCUAGCAGCCUUUCAUCCGUUUUGGAAAAGUUGUAUUUAUGGGAGAAGAAACUCUUCACAGAAGUUAAGGAUGAAGAAAAGCUACGGUUCCGCUAUGAGAAGAAGUAUAAACGUUUGAAAGAUUUAGAUGACAAAGGGGAAGACAACUCCAAGAUUGAUUUGGCCUGGGCAUCAGUAAAAGACUUGCAUGCAAAAUUAAGCAUUAUCAUUAAAUCAGUCACCAAUAUCUCAGACAAGAUGCACAAGAUUAGAGAUGAAGAGUUGGGGCCCCAACUUAUCCAAUUAAUCCAAAGUUUGGUAAGAAUGUGGAAGUCUAUGAUGGAUUGCCAUCAGAAACAGUUGCAAGCUCUGGUUGGUUGCAAAAACUAUAAUCUAGUUAUUAAAAGAAAGUCUGGAACAACGGCUACAAAAGAAUUGGAGAUGGUUUUCCUAAACUUGUGCAAAUGUUUCAACAACUGGAUCAGCAUUCAAAAAUCAUUUGUAGAAGCGCUCAAUGGAUGGCAAAUGAAAUGGCUUCCUCAAGAACAAGAACUAACACCUGAUGGUCUUGCUCCUUUCUCUCCAACCAGGAUUGGAGCUCCAUCCGUAUUUAUUGUCUCCAAUGAUUGGUAUCAUGCAAUGAAGUGUAUUUCGGCUGACAAGGUUCUUGAACGAAUGCGAUCUUUUGCAGAAACUGUCCACUUAAUGUGGGUGAGUCAAAAUGAAGAACAAAACCAAAGACUAGAAGAAGAAGAGCUGUCAAAGGCCUUUAAUACAAGGGUUAAAUCUAUGCAGGUAAAGCAGGAUAAUGGGCAUCUAGAAAUUGUAUCAGAAAAUAAUGAUCUUAUGGAUGAAAAUGAUGAAUCCUUGAUGGCAAUAAAAAAGAGACUUGAUGAGAAGAGAGAACUACACAAGGAAACUCUGAUACGGCUUGAAAAAAUUGUUUCCAAUAUUUUUCCUACUUUAGUUCCAACAUUUGAAGAAUUGGGUACUUUUACGUCUGAAGCACUGAAAGCAUACAAUGGAAUCAGAGUCACCAUGGACACGCAGCAACAUAACAUCCAGAACUGAAGUUUGGGCAAUAGUGGACUGGCAACCCAACCUUCCGAUGGCAACUAAACAGGUGUUCAGAAUUCAUUGGUUGGCUGAUCGUAGUGAAUUUAGAGGUUAGCAAUUAACGUUAGCCUUUUUGUUAAUAUAUAUGCACUUAAAAUCUCUCUGUAUAGUUGUCUUCGAGCAAUUCUUAUUCUUUCCUAACUAAAGCAUCCAAGGGUAUUUAGAAUUUUGUUUUCUUGCUUCGUUAUAAGGAGACUUCUGCAUCACUAAAUCAAAGGGCAAAGUGGACCUAUUAUGUUUGAAAA
Messenger RNA from Zingiber officinale, 3039 nucleotides. RefSeq names its product protein ALTERED PHOSPHATE STARVATION RESPONSE 1-like. Lineage: Eukaryota; Viridiplantae; Streptophyta; Magnoliopsida; Zingiberales; Zingiberaceae. The transcript has 4 exons. The coding region runs from base 257 to 2749 and encodes 830 amino acids. The record is from RefSeq and is a predicted model, not a curated record.